CCUCAUCCUCACCUCGCCCGCUCGUCUCUACUGCAUCGCUGCUUCGCGCCGGUGAGGCUUGUGCUCUUGUCUUCUAGAUCCGCCAGCCCGGCCUCGCUGCGCGCGCCUUCCUCCUCGUCUCUCUUGCCUGCGCCGCUGCUGCUCCACUUGCGCCGCUCUGCGCAGCCCUCUGCCGCACUCGCCGCUCGCUGCCGCUGCCUCGCCUGCUGUCACUCGUUCCUGCCGCUGCACUUGAGGCUCUCGCACGGCGCCGCGCCUACGCCCCCUGCGCGGCGCCAUGGACAAGCUCAAGGUGGCCCGCGUCGACGGCGUGCUGCUGCAGCAGGGCACGCAGCCGAGCCGCCGCGGCACACUGCACCUCACGCAGCACCACCUCAUCUUCUCGUCUGAGCAUUCUGCCGGAGCGGCCGACGAGCUCUGGCUGGCCUACUCGCUCCUCUGGCUGGUGACCCGAGUGCCGUCGCUGCUGCCCCUGAACGCUACGUCGCGGCGAGAAGCACGCAUUCAUCCGCUUGUCGUGCGCCUGCGAGACUUUCGCUCCUUCGCCCUUGGCUUUGAGAGCGAGGCGCAGGCGACGGAUGUGUGGGAGAGCGUGCGCGCAUGUGCCGUCGUCGCCGAAGCACAGGCGCUCUAUGCCUUCUACCACACGCCUGCCGCACCCUCGCCCGUGCAGGGCUGGCAGCUCUACGAUGCCAAGCGCGAGUUCGCGCGGCAGGGCGUGGGCAGCCGCACGCGAGCGUGGCGCAUGUGCGACAUCAACGCCGGCUACGGAUUCUGCGCGACGUACCCGGCGUCGAUGUGCGUGCCCUCGCGCAUCUCGGACGCCACGCUGCGGUAUGCGUCCAAGUACCGCUCCAAGGAGCGCAUCCCGGCGCUGAGCUACCUGCACUGGGCCAACCUCGGCACCAUCACGCGCUCGUCACAGCCCAUGGUUGGCCUGAACAACCGCAGUCUGCAGGACGAGAAGCUCAUCGAGGCUGUGUUCACGAGCCACCACUUUGCCGACCCGCACAGCGCAGCAGCGCAUGCUGCCUCGGCAGCCAGCGCGCAGGCUAGCGGCUCCGGCGGCGCAGCAAACGUCGCACUGAUCUAUGGCGCACAGGCGACGAACCUGAUCAUCGAUGCGCGCCCGACGACCAACGCCAUGGCGAACCGGGCCAAGGGCGCAGGCACGGAGAACAUGGAGCACUACAAGGGCUGCAAAAAGGCCUAUCUGGGCGUCGAGAACAUCCACGUCAUGCGCGACUCGCUCAACCGUCUCGCCGACGUGCUGCGGGCGUCCGAGCCGCCAGUGACCUUCGGCGCCGGAUCUGCCGGCGAGUUGGAGGUCGCUGGGAGCGCAGCAGAUACGGACGGUGCCGGAUCGAGCUCUGACGCUGCCGGUCCGCACAGCACUGCAAUGGCUGCUACCCUCUCCUCGAGCUCUAGAACAUCGCAGCGCAGCGCUAUCGCGCCGCUCGACUACGCCGGGCUGAAGCGCUCUGGCUGGCUAAAGCACAUCUCUGCGCUGCUCGAAGGCACCCUGAUCAUCGCGCGCAACGUGCACAUCAACUCGUCGCACGUGCUCAUCCACUGCUCCGACGGCUGGGACCGCACCUCGCAGCUCUCGGCACUGGCGCAGAUCUGCCUGGACCCGUACUACCGCACGCUCGACGGCCUUGCCGUGCUCGUCGAGAAGGACUGGUGCAGCUUCGGACAUCGCUUCUGGGACCGCUGCGGCCACGCCAGCAGCCAGAAGUACUUUGCCACGGCCUCGGGCCACGGCGAGGAGUCCGAAGACGAGGACGGCAGCGCCGACGGCCAGGACACGGAGCGCAGCGGCUUCGAGGUGCAGAGCCAGGCUGCGGCAAAUGCCUUCUGGGGCUUCACCAAGAGCAUCGCCAACAACUUCCAGGGCAGUGGGCACAGCGGCAGUGGUGCCGCAGGCGCACAUCUCAAGGAGACGUCGCCGGUCUUUCUGCAGUUUCUCGACUGCGUCUGGCAGCUGCAGCGGCAGUUUCCGGGGCGCUUCGAGUACAAUGCGACGCUGCUCGUCGAGCUGCACACGCAGCUGCAUGAGUGCCGCUUUGGCACGUUCCUCAGCAACUGCGAGCGCGAGGCGCGCAUCGCCACAGAGACGGCGCCGGCGCCGGCCAACCGCACGGUGAGCGUCUGGGAUGCGCUGCUGGCGCCCGAGCAGCGCAAGCGAUUCAUCGACCCGAGCUUCGACGCCUCGCUCGACGACCCGAAGCGCGACGGCGCCGACAUGGGCGUGCUGCUGCCCGUCUCGCGCGACGUGCGAUACUUUGCGCAGAUCUUCGGCCGGCAGGACGAGGAGAUGAAUGCGGGCAUCGUGGCGGAGAUCGAGGAGCGCAAGCGCGCACUGCAAGCCGCCGAAGAUGCGCGUGCCGCAGCCGCGGCAGCGGCACUGCAAGCUGCGGGCCCGUCAGAGGCAUCGCGCUCGGCCCUCGGUGCCGUCGUCGAGGGCGGAAGCGGUGAUCCAGGGCGCGAUCUUGGCGCUGCGGCAGGAGCUGUGGGACGAGUCGAGGCGCCGCUGGCGUACAAGCCCAGAGCUGCCCGUCCGCGACCUGCGCAAGCCGCAGCAGCGCCGGCUGUCCCGACACUAGCGCCGCAGAGAGGAGCGUCGCCCGUGCCUCCUGCCGGCGCUGCUGCGCCGAGUGCGGCAGAGGCAGCGCAGCGCAUGAAGGGCCUACUCGUUAGCGGCUGGGGCCGUCUGCAGGCCGCCUAUGGCGAGGCCGCGCCAUCCGAGGAUCCCGCAGCCCACCGCGCGCCAGCAGACCCGCUCUCGCAAGACGACAGCGCCGCUGCGUGGGCCGACGUCGCGCCGCGCAAGAGCACUCGUGCUGAGCCGAGCCCCGGCCCUCUGGCAGCGCCGUUGCCGCCAGCGCGCACACAGCCCGAGUCGCGGCCGCCGGCAGCCAACGCCAGCGAGAGCAACCCCUGGGCGGCGCGGCCAGCGGCGCCUGCACUCGACCCGCUCGCGGCCCGCACGCAGCCACCUGCGCCGACUGCGGCGGCGCCCACUGCGCGGACACAACCCGACGAAGCGGCGGCGGCGCGAAGUGCAUCGUACGACCCGCUCGGCGUCGGGCUGUGAGGCUCUGCAGCAAGUUCGCUAGUCGCGCCCACACCGGAGGCCAUCUGUACACCAGCCACGCAUCACUCGGCUCUCACACAUGUCCGAAGGUCAAUCGUCGCGGCGACGCUAAUGCUCAGAUUAAGGCAGGUCCAAGGUGAAGAGUGUGUGCCCUAGAGAGAUGGGAGACGAGAGUGGGAUGGAUGGGUCCAGAGACAGCGCGGCGGAUGAGGCGGGAAGCGAGGCAAGACCUGGUGUAUAGAGUCGUGGCGGAGUUGCGUCGUGACCGGGAUGCCCUUGGAAC
Tilletiopsis washingtonensis is the source of this 3380-nucleotide messenger RNA. RefSeq names its product phosphatases II. Gene Ontology annotation, molecular function: phosphatase activity. The transcript is spliced from 5 exons. Gene Ontology annotation, biological process: dephosphorylation. The record is from RefSeq and is a predicted model, not a curated record. Lineage: Eukaryota; Fungi; Basidiomycota; Exobasidiomycetes; Entylomatales. The coding region runs from base 278 to 3097 and encodes 939 amino acids.